Molecule: messenger RNA, 2352 nt
Organism: Microplitis mediator
Lineage: Eukaryota; Metazoa; Arthropoda; Insecta; Hymenoptera; Braconidae
Gene: Hat1
Product: histone acetyltransferase type B catalytic subunit
Exons: 7
Coding region: 159-2213 (684 amino acids)
Biological process (GO): tetrapyrrole biosynthetic process; subtelomeric heterochromatin formation
Cellular component (GO): nucleus
Molecular function (GO): histone binding; uroporphyrinogen-III synthase activity; histone H4 acetyltransferase activity
Source: RefSeq, a predicted model, not a curated record
CAAAAAAAAGCAGGAGGGUAUUAAUUCAGAACGGGAAUAAAAACGCGUCCAGGUAUAGAAAUAUUGGCGCGAAUUGUUGAAGGCUAAGACUUUUAUGUUUAUAGUCUAAAGUUAUUUCAAUUUAUUUAUCACGAAUAAUUACAACAUAAAAAUUUGAGAUGUUGGAUGAUGCGACAAUAGGACGUCUUCAGAGCUACGUAGCUGAUAGCAACGAAGUUCUAGAGUUAAAACUGCUACGAGAUGAGGGUGAUUUCAAAGAUAAAGAGACUUCUUUUCUUCCGGAGAUGUCUCACCAGGUAUUUGGUGACAGCGAGACCAUAUUCGGGUACAAAGAUCUUAAAAUAAAGUUGUACUACUCCGCUGGAUGUCUGGAGACUUAUCUGGCAAUGAGUUACUCGGACAAAUUCCGGAAGGGAAUGAACGAUGAAGUUGAGCCCGAUGAAGUUCUGCCUAAACUGGUGGACAAGUUAGCGCCAAAUGUUCAUGAUAACUUUGAUUCGUUUAUCAAGUCACUGGCCAAGGAUGACACAUUCAGACUCGCUGGAGAAUUGAUACACUCGUUCACUGUCACUGAUGAUGAGAACAAAACGCGUAAUUUUGAAGUAUUUAAAGCAGACAUGACCUGCAAAGGAUUCAAAGAAUAUCAUCAACGAUUACAGACAUUUUUACUCUGGUACAUAGACGCUGCUAGUUUUAUAGACAUCGAUGAUGACCAGUGGCACUACUUCAAUAUGUUUGAAAAAUACACAUCGGCAUCCGGGUGUUCACGUUACGCGACCGUUGGUUUUGCUACUGUCUAUCAGUAUUACGCUUAUCCAAAUCACACUAGACCGCGCAUUGCUCAAAUUCUCGUUUUGCCGCCAUUCCAAGGUCUGGGACUGGGCGCACAUUUAUUGAGAGCCAUUUAUCGACAAUAUAUUGGUGAUAAUCGUGUCACUGAUAUCACUGUUGAAGAUCCUUCUACGAACUUCCAACGAGUACGAGAUUACGUUGACGCGCUGAACUGCUUGACUCUACCGUCUUACGGGCCCGAGUUCCUCCUGCAGAAGUUCAACAAAACUAUGGCUCUAGAAGCGAGGGAAAAGUUCAAGAUCAACAAGCGACAAGCCAGGAGGAUCUACGAAAUUUUGAGGCUGAGAGUCACCGACCUGGCCAAUGAGAAAGAGUAUCGCGAGUACAGGCUAGAAGUUAAGAAACGUCUCAAUGUUCCUUACAAACGCGAGCGCAGAGAUUUAAAGAAAUUGGAGUCGGUUGUCAAGAGUCUAGAUCAAAAAGAAAGUGGGAAUGUCAUUCUUCUACCCAAUGAGCAGCGCAUUCAAACACUAGAGAAAGAAUACCGCGCGCUUGAAGAAGAGUACAAGAAAGUUAUAAAACGACUUGAUGAAACUUCCGAGCAUAUCGAGUUUGAACAUCAGCCACUAGGAGGUGUCACGUUCUGUAUUUAUUUUAAUAGUUGCAAUGACGUCAUACUGUGUAAAGGAUUGAGCGAAAAAAAUGAAAGCCAGGAAGAAUAUGUUAAAUAUUUGAAAACAUCUGGAUACGAUUGCCGAGUAUUGAGGACACUGAGCUUUGAAUUCAUAAAUCUAGAUCAUCUGAAAGAAUGUUUGCUCCAUCCUGAAUCAUACUCCGGUUUUAUAUUCACUAGUCCGAGAACAAUCGAAGCGGUAAAUUCAGCAGUAGAAAAUCUUGAUGAUUUAUGGAAAAAAUUGCCAGUGUUUUGCGUAGGGCCGUCGACAGAAACUCUAGCAAAACAAUGUCUCAGGUUGAAUUUAUGCGAAGGAUCACAUUGCGGUAACUCCCGUGAGCUGGCAGACUACAUUGUAAAUAAAUCUGAAAAAAAUAAUAAACCGCUGCUGUAUCCCUGCAGCGAAAUAUCACGAGACACGAUAGAAAAAGUUCUAACGACCAAUGGAAUUAAAUUUUCAAAACUAAAUGUCUAUAGAACUCUAGCCGCGGAAUCCCUCAGCGAAGAUUUGUCGAGAAUUAUCACGAACGACUGGAAAAUUUUUGUAUUUUUUAGUCCGUCUGUUGUUGAACACAUUUUGAAUGCUGCUAAUAAACGAUCACUAUCAUUAGCUAAAGUUAAAUCUGUAGCAAUUGGACCCGUGACAGCAGAGGCCUUGGCCAAAGCCGGAUUACCUGUUGCUGCUACCGCUGGGAAACCAGAUCCCGGGUCUCUUCUAGAUGCAAUAAAAAAUAUAAACGGAACGUAAUCAUGUGGAUUAAAAUAAUGAUGAAAUUUUUAAAACUGAUACGUGAUUUAAUAAAAUGAUUAUACAUAAAACGAUUGAUUAAAAUCCUUAUGUAAAUAUAAUUAUUAAAAUAUAAUUUUUAAACAUUUAAAAUAUAACG